CUUGACUCCUUUACCUUAAUCGAGAUUGGAAAGGCAGCAUUGAGGAAUGGCGAACUUCAGAUUGCAGAACAGUCUUUUGGUAAGGCGAUACGAAAGGAAAAGUUGGGAGAACAUCGAACCAAACAAAAUCCUGAGGCUUAUUAUUAUCUGGCAGACGUUUUAGAAAAGAAAGCAGGAAAAGAUGAGGUGGAAUUGGGACAAAAACAGCGUCUUUUACUCCAAGCAGCAUCACUAUACAAUUUUGUAGACAAUUGCUUGAAAUCAGGUUCAGUAGUAGGCGAUUUCGUAGAAAAAACGUCACGGUCACUUCCGUCAAAAUUGAAGGAUGUCGAAGAUAGUCUAGUUUUAAAUAUUGGAGGCAAUCCUGCUCGUUGUCACUUCAAUU
Molecule: messenger RNA, 385 nt
Organism: Paramuricea clavata
Lineage: Eukaryota; Metazoa; Cnidaria; Anthozoa; Malacalcyonacea; Plexauridae
Source: the annotation of a GenBank genome assembly